Lycium ferocissimum is the source of this 2121-nucleotide messenger RNA. RefSeq lists its product as hypothetical. Bases 143 to 1864 code for a protein of 573 amino acids. The transcript is spliced from 2 exons. The record is from RefSeq and is a predicted model, not a curated record. Lineage: Eukaryota; Viridiplantae; Streptophyta; Magnoliopsida; Solanales; Solanaceae.
AAAAAACUGAUUUGUUUUUUCUUCUUAUUUUUGUGUUCUUGAUCAGCUGAGAGCAAAUUCUUGAUAAAUAUUUUUUUUGGGGGUUCUGAAAAUUUUCCAUUUUUUUUUGUGGUGUAAUUGGGAAGAGGGAGUAAAAAUAAAUAUGUUAGGAAGGGAGUGUUGGUGUUGGGACUGGGAAAAUAUCUCUGAUUAUUACCCUGAAGUUGAACCAAAGAAAUUUUCUUUACCUUCACCUCUUCCUAAAUGGCCUCAAGGCAAAGGUUUUGCUACAGGAAGAAUAUGUUUAGGGGAAAUUGAAGUUGUUCAAAUCACCAAAUUUAAUACAAUUUGGGGUUGCAGCCCAUCAUUUGGCAAAUCGAACUGUGUUUCCUUUUAUAAGCCAGAUGAAAUUCCAAAAGGAUAUUAUAUUCUUGGUCACUACUGUCAGCCAGAUGGUGAGAAACACUUAAUUGGCUAUGUUCUUGCUGCCAAAGACCUAUCCGCUAACCAAAACCAGAAAGACACUGUCCGCGAUUCAGUUUCUAAGCUUCCUGCUCUUCAAAAGCCUCUGAACUACACUUUAAUUUGGAGUUCAGACUCAAUAUACAAUGGAAGUGCUUAUAUUUGGAUGCCAAAUGCACCAGUUGGUUAUAAGUCUAUGGGAUUUUUGGCUUCCGUUGAGCCUAAUGAACCUGAUCCUGAUGAAGUUAGAUGUGUUCGAGCUGACCUGACGGAAAAUUGUGAAGCCUCUGAGAUGAUGUUUAGUUCGGAUUCCAUUUUCCUGAAGAACCAAUUUCAAGUUUGGACAACUAGACCUUGCAAAAGGGGCAUGCUAUGUAAAGGGGUUCCUGUGGGGACGUUCUUCUGUAGUACAACAACCUUUAGUUCCGGAGAUGAACUCGAUAGUGCAUGCUUGAAAAACCUCGACUCUUCUCUACAUGCAAUGCCCAAUCUCGAGCAGAUCCAUGCCCUCAUCAAGCACUAUGGACCGACUGUUUAUCUCCAUCCAGAUGAGAAUUAUUUGCCUUCCUCGGUUCCAUGGUUCUUCAAUAAUGGAGCUCUCCUUUACAAAGAUGGAAAGAACAGUGGUACAGCCAUCAACUCAAAAGGCUCAAACUUGCCUGCAGGAGGAAUAAACGAUGGUGAAUAUUGGCUCGAUUUGCCAAAAAAAGAUGAUGCAAAUAGAACCAAUGUCAAAUGUGGGAAUAUCGAGAGUGCAGAGCUCUAUGUUCAUGUUAAACCAGCUUUAGGUGGAACCUUCACAGAUAUUGCAAUGUGGAUAUUCUGUCCUUUCAAUGGACCGGCUACCGUCAAGAUUGGGUUGUUGAGUAUUGCUUUGAAUAAAGUUGGAGAGCAUGUUGGUGAUUGGGAGCAUUAUACACUCCGUGUCAGCAACUUUUCUGGUGAGCUUUGGAGUGUGUAUUUCUCGGAGCAUAGUGGUGGUGAAUGGGUAGACGCUUGCAACUUGGAGUUCAUCGAGGGUAACAAGUCAGUUGUAUAUGCAUCAAGAAAUGGCCACGCGAGUUUCCCACAUCCUGGCUGCUAUGUUCAAGGGUCUAGUAAACUCGGGGUAGGACUGAGAAACGAUUGUGCCCGCAGCAAAUACUACGUGGACUCUAGCAGCAAAUAUCAAAUUGUAGCUGUUGAGUACCUUGGAGAGGGAGUUGUUGCAGAACCACCAUGGUUGCAGUAUAUGAGGGAAUGGGGUCCAACCAUCAUAUACGACGGGCGAUCAGAAAUGGAAAAAAUUAUCAAACAUCUUCCUUUUUUCAUGAGAUUUUCGGUGGAGAGUCUCAUUGAGUUAUUUCCAACAGAACUUUAUGGUGAAGCAGGGCCAACAGGACCAAAAGAAAAGGAUAAUUGGUUGGGGGAUGAAAGAUGGUAGGUGGUUUGGCAAUGUGUUUUGGUACCCCUAGCAUAGUUGCUCAUGUUCCAAAUAUAUUUGAUUUGAGAAAGCUGCUAGUAGCCGUACUGCAAUAGGGUUCAAAUGAAAAAACCUUCUUUGGUAGCUCCCUCAAGCCUCUAAAAGUAUUGUUUGGAUUAAUUGAUUAUCCAAUUCUAUGUAAAUUGUAACAGCAAUCAUAAAUUUGCAUGAUUAGUCAAUUUCAUGAUCAAUAAACUAAUAGCCAAUCUCUCGAGUUA